Molecule: messenger RNA, 2127 nt
Organism: Salvia hispanica
Lineage: Eukaryota; Viridiplantae; Streptophyta; Magnoliopsida; Lamiales; Lamiaceae
Product: subtilisin-like protease
Biological process (GO): proteolysis
Molecular function (GO): serine-type endopeptidase activity
Source: RefSeq, a predicted model, not a curated record
AUGGCAUUUGCUUGGUGUGUAGCUCUCAUUUGCAUAGUCUAUUUUAACCAAGUAAUAAGCGCUAAUCAAACCACCUUACAAACAUAUAUCGUCCAUGUAGAGUCGCUACAACUCACCGAUCUCGGUUCUUUUUUGGAGGCGCCGCGCAUCUUGCAUCGCUACCGCAACGUGCUCACGGGUUUCGCCGCGAAGCUAUCGGCCGACGACUUAGAAGCGCUUCGCGGCAUCAAAGGUUUCAUCUCCGCGCGGCCCGAGCAAGUGUAUGAGCUCCACACCACCCACUCCCCCAAUUUCUUAGGCCUCAACCAAAAUGUAGGAUUUUGGAAGGGAUCCAACUACGGCAAAGGCGUGAUAAUCGGGUUGCUCGACACCGGAAUCACGGCGGGCCACCCCUCGUUCCACGACCAAGGGGUCCCGCCCCCGCCCGCCAAGUGGAAGGGCAAGUGCCAGUUUGGCCCCAAGGGGUGCAAUAACAAGCUGAUCGGGGCAAGGGGCUUUGACGGCCGCGUGCCUGCGGACGAGUUAGGCCACGGCACGCACACGUCAGGCACGGCCGGGGGCAAUUUCGUCCGCGGCGCGGCCAUCUUCGGCAACGCCAACGGCACAGCGGCCGGCAUUGCCCCUCUUGCACAUGUUGCCAUGUACAGAGUAUGCAGCCCCGAUAGCUGCACCGAGAGCAGCGUCCUUGCAGGACUCGAGGCCGCCAUCGAAGACGGCGUCGAUGUCCUGUCGCUGUCGCUGGGAGGGGAUUCAGCCCCCUUCUACCGCGACAGCAUCGCCAUCGGCGCGUUCAGGGCCACGGAGAAGGGGAUCUCCGUGGUCUGCUCGGCCGGGAACAGCGGCCCGGACCCCCGCUCCCUGUCGAACGAGGCCCCGUGGAUCCUCACCGUUGGCGCCUCCACGAUGGACAGGAAACUAACUGCCACCGUCGUCCUCGGCAACGGCGUCGAAUUCGACGGAGAAUCGGCGCAUGGUUUCCCUCCCACAAGUGAAGCGGAAAUCUUUUACAACAAUCCAACACUCUGCGCGGAAGAAGAGUUGAAGAGUUAUGGUGUGAAAGGAAAGAUAGUAGUGUGUGACGAAGGGCUUAUUACAAGAAUAAGUAAAGGGGAGGCUGUGAAGAAGGCCGGCGGCGUGGGGAUGAUACUCAUAAACGGCAUCUCUCCAGCCUACACGCUUUCCGCGGAAAGGCAUGUUCUCCCGGCAUCACACAUCAGCUACGCCGACGCAAUCGAAUUGAAAUCAUAUCUUAAUUCCACCAAACACCCCAAAGCCAAAAUCAUAUACAAAGGAACCCAAAUUGGGAAACAAAUCCAAGCACCAGCGAUGACAUCUUUCUCAUCCAGAGGCCCCAGCAUUGCAAGCCCCGGAAUCCUGAAACCCGACAUCACCGGUCCCGGAAACAACAUCCUCGCCGCCUGGAACGCCUCCAUCGACGACGACACCACCACGUCCGGCUUCAACAUGAUCUCGGGGACCUCAAUGUCGUGCCCGCAUCUCAGCGGCGUGGCGGCGCUGCUGAAGAGCGCGCACCCAGAAUGGUCCCCGACGGCCAUAAAGUCGGCCAUCAUGACCACCGCGGACCGGGUGGACCGCGGGGGGAAGCCUAUCAGCGACCAGAGGCUUCUCCCCGCGGACGUGUUUGCCACUGGGGCAGGGCAUGUCAACCCCACCAAGGCCAAUGAUCCCGGGCUUAUCUACGACAUCCGACCAGACGACUACAUCCCCUACUUGUGCGGGUUGAAUUUCAGCAACGCACAAGUGGGCGCUGUUGUGCAUCGCAGAGUGGAUUGCGAGAGAGAAUCGAGCAUUCGAGAGGCGCAGCUCAACUACCCGUCGUUCUCGAUCAAACUUGGAUCAACGGCGCAGAAGUAUACAAGAACUGUUACCAACGUUGGGAGAGCCAAGUCUGUGUACAAAGUGAGCGUGGCUGCUCCUGCCGGUGUGGAUGUGAAGGUCAAACCGGGUAAGCUUCGAUUUAAGAAGGUGGGUCAGAAAUUGAGGUACAGUGUGAUGUUUAGGCGGUCGGGGAGUGGGGGAGCCGAUAAUAAAAUAGUUCAAGGAGAGAUUAAAUGGAGGUCGGGCAAACAUUCUGUUAGAAGCCCUGUUGCAGUUAUAUUUGGAUGA